AUUUAUACCAACAUGGAGUUUGACAAAACAGACUACUUUGUCUUUAGAGAGACAGUCUACAGGUCUUCUGCCUCCGAGAUCAAAAAGAUGCUCAAAGAAGCCAAAAACGAAAUAAAAGUGAAUCUCAAGAACUCAGCCGAUGAGGGAAUCAUAUUCGUAUCCAAAUUGGAAUACAUCAGAAUGCUGCUCACCAUCCACAUUGUCAAAGAGUCCGAAGUCGACUUCGACAUCUUCGAAGACAUCUACCAGACCCUGAUGAGUCCGGAGCGGUCGGAAGCCCUCCCUUUGAAGUACAAGGCCGAGUUCGCCUUCUUGUUCUUUGUCCUCUUCCUCAAGAAUGGAGCCUAUUCACGCUGAGAAAAGCUGAUGAAGACUCAACGAGACCUCUACAAGAAGAACAAGGAAGACGCCUAUGUGGCCUUCAAGUACUUCUCGACUUUCUUGUCAGUGUCACCUGAGUAUCUGACGGUGGCUGCUUCAACUCCACACGGGUACUUCUACAAUGUGUUUGACAAAAUCGCAGAAAUGAAAUUUCCUCCCAAAGUCAUGACCGAGCUGACAUUCAGGAAGAAGAAGCUGCUGGCUGAAUACUACUUGUCAAGAGAUAUCCAGAAGUGCAUUCCCAUCAACGAAGAACUGCUAGCCAUUUGAGCAGAAGCCAAGUCUCUCCACUACUUGGUACAGCUGUGCGACAUCUUUCUGUCUUCGCAGAUGAAACCGUAUAAGUGAGUCAGGAAGUUCACCGAAGAAGCCAAGAAACUCAUCGAGGUAGAGCUGGAGACCCACCCUGAGCCCGAACUCAGCAUCUGCCAGUUGGUGCUGUUGAAACUGGACAAAGAACAAGGAGAACAUUGACGAGAUGUUUGAGAGGGUUCACAAAGUGGCAAAAUCAAACAAUCUCUGUGAAGAAUCACUGUUUUACUAUCAAGUCUUCCAACAGAUAGUUUUGCUCUUAAUACUAUAAAGAUGGACAAAGACCUCAUUCCUUCUAAAAUUAGAGAAAAAUUAAGAAAAUAAGUUUGUUAAAACCUAUAAAGUCCAAGAAAACCUGAGCGAUAGUUUCUAUUUGAGAGGAUCACUUGAAGCCCAAGGAAGUAGCAUCCCAUUCGUGAACAUAAAGAACCUUGCAUUUAUCAUUGAUAUGCUCUGAUUAAUCGGAAUCCAAGUAGAUUUUGAUAUUGUCAAGAAAUAUGCUCAAGAUAUGGAAGAAGAUAAAUUAUCCUAUAUUCUCUUCUUGUCAAGUAUAGGAACAUCGCAAGAUUUCAACAUCGAAUCUCAACUAUUCACAGCAUUUGAGUUCUGAGAGGAUCUUGACAUUCAUAAGUUGCAUCAAUUCAGAAUAAACAUAGACUUCCAGCUGAUGAGUCAAUACAUGAAAGGCCACUCUUUCGGACAUAUUGAAAAAGGAAAAAGAAUGCUUGAAUCAAUGACUCUAAACUGCGAGAAAUAACCGUGAUGAAAUGAUUAACCAGAGAUUGUUAAUCCUCUACCAGACCCAGAUGAACCUUGCCACCACUGAAGGCAACACCCAAAUGUAUAUUGAGAAUGCAGAAAAGUUCUUAUGAAUUUACAACACAUUAAAUACAGAAUGAAAUACACUUGAGCCAAGAGACCACUCCCAGAAUAUAGCUUCGAUAUACUGAUCUCUGAUCGAAGCUUGAACGAUGCAAACCAACAUGUACAAGGCUAUCAUGGUUUCAAAUGACUUCUUGAAGUUUGCUGUUCAAGAAGGAGAAGAGACAAAACAAUAUCAUACUGCUCUAGAGCACAGAGUAAACCUGGCGUGGAUCCAGAAAGAUAUCAUGACCUUCAUUGAUCUGAGCCACAAACUGGCAGACAUCGCCAACCAUGUCUACGGCAGAAUCUCUGCCGAGCAUGCCUACGGAGUUCAAAUGGUUUCAAGAUCGUUCACUGUUAGGAUGCAGUACAAGGAGGCUUUUAAGGAGAUUGAGAAAUCUUAUAAAAUACUUAUUGAAGUCCAUGGAUCAGAAUACCAUCAGCAAAGUUCAAACAUUCUCUUUGAAAUGGCCAUUAUAAAAGGCCACUUACAGGAAUUUGAUGAAGCAUUUUUAAUAAUUUAAAAAAUCAAAAAGAAUUGAGUCCCAAAUGACUUCAGAAGACUCUUCAAAAUAUAGUGAAAUCAUGCAAGCAGAAGAGAUACUGACCCAAAUGUAUGAGAAAUACCUGAUCAAACACCCAGAAGCAAGGAAACCCCGUUACACCAAAUCAAAAGUAACUGCAGCUACCUUGCUGUUUGCAACGAUGUCUUAUGCAACUUUCAGGUACUUCAGAAAGACAAACCAGUAACCGUUUUCAAAUUGGAAAUAAAACAUUGGUAUGACUGUGGAAGAAGAAGCCUAACUAAUAAAGAACUACCCAAUGGAAUCAGCAACGCUUAUUUAUUCCUAUAAUUCCUUCGAUUCAUAUGAGCUUAUAAGAUAAUAGCUAAAUCUAUAUUAAGAUUAGCACUACCAAACCAUUUA
Messenger RNA from Moneuplotes crassus, 2483 nucleotides. The record is from the annotation of a GenBank genome assembly. Lineage: Eukaryota; Ciliophora; Spirotrichea; Euplotida; Euplotidae.